Molecule: messenger RNA, 4664 nt
Organism: Artibeus jamaicensis (Jamaican fruit-eating bat)
Lineage: Eukaryota; Metazoa; Chordata; Mammalia; Chiroptera; Phyllostomidae
Product: flavin-containing monooxygenase 1
Exons: 10
Coding region: 410-1816 (468 amino acids)
Molecular function (GO): N,N-dimethylaniline monooxygenase activity; flavin adenine dinucleotide binding; NADP binding
Source: RefSeq, a predicted model, not a curated record
CUGGCCUCCAUCAAGUGCUGCCUGGAGGAAGGCCUGGAGCCCACCUGCUUCGAGAGGAGCGACGACCUCGGGGGGCUGUGGAGAUUCACUAUACACCAGACAGUGGACGGGCCCCCUGACGUCAGAGACUGACCUUUGUGAAGGAAGCUGUAGGCCUGGGACUUGACCUGCCUCGUUGGGAACUUGUGGUCAGACCACCCUGUGCAGUCACAACUGGUCACAGAGCCUGUCAGGCCUGCCCUGUGGGCUCCUGAGCCUGUCCAGUUUUAAGUGCCUCUCCAUCACAUUCCUGUUGGGCAGGACCCCUUACAGCCUUGUUUCUCAAACCACGGUCCAUGGACCAGCAGAACAUGUCGAAGAAGGCAGAGCCAGCCUCUACAAGUCCGUGGUUUCCAACAGCUGCAAGGAGAUGUCCUGUUACUCAGACUUUCCAUUCCCGGAAGAUUAUCCAAACUAUGUGCCCAAUGCCCAGUUCCUGGAAUAUCUCAAAAUGUAUGCAAACCACUUCAACCUUCUGAAAUGCAUUCAAUUCAAGACUAAAGUGUGCAGUGUAACUAAAUGCCCAAAUUUCACUGUCACUGGCCAAUGGGACGUGGUCACUCUGCACGAAGGGAAGCAAGAGUCCACUGUCUUUGAUGCUGUCAUGGUCUGCACUGGUUUGCUUACUUACCCAAAUUUGCCACUGGACUCCUUUCCAGGUAUAAAUACAUUCAAAGGCCAAUACUUUCAUAGCCGACAGUAUAAACAUCCAGACAUAUUUAAGGACAAGAGAGUUCUUGUGAUCGGAGCAGGAAAUUCUGGUGCAGACAUAGCUGUGGAGGCCAGCCACGUGGCAAAAAAGGUGUUCCUCAGCACCACAGGAGGCGCGUGGGUGAUCAGCCGCCUCUGCAACUCAGGGUUGCCCUGGGACAUGGUGUUCACGACUCGAUUUCAGAGCAUGUUCAGAAAUUCUCUCCCAACCCCAAUUGUGACUUGGUGGAUGGCAAGAAAGAUAAACAGCUGGUUCAAUCAUGCAAAUUACGGCUUAGUCCCAAAAGACAGGACACAGCUGAAAGAGUAUGUGAUAAAUGAUGAGCUCCCAGGCCGCAUCAUCACUGGAAGAGUGUUCAUCAAGCCAAGCGUAAAGGAAGUGAAGGAAGACUCAGUCAUAUUUAACGACCCCCCAGAGGAACAGCCCAUUGACAUCAUUGUCUUCGCCACUGGAUACACCUUUGCUUUCCCCUUCCUUGAUGAAACCGUGGUGAAAGUCGAAAAUGACCAGGCAUCGCUGUACAAGUACAUCUUCCCGGCACAUCUGGAAAAGCCAACCCUGGCUGUCAUUGGCCUCAUCAACUCCUUAGGCUCCAUGAUACCCACAGGAGAAACACAAGCUCGAUGGGCUGUUCGAGUCCUGAAAGGUGUGAAUAACUUACCACCUUGCAGUGUCAUGAGAGAAGAAGUUAAUAGGAGGAAAGAGAACAAGCCCAGUGGGUUUGGCUUCCGCUACUGCAAAGUUUUACAAUCAGAUUAUAUCCCAUACAUAGAUGAGCUUCUGACUUAUAUCAAUGCUAAACCCAACCUGUUCUCUCUGCUCCUGACGGACCCACGCCUGGCGUUGACCAUCUUCUUCGGCCCAUGCACACCAUACCAGUUCCGCCUGACCGGCCCAGGAAAAUGGAAAGGAGCCAGAAAAGCCAUCUUGACGCAGUGGGACCGAACCAUCAAGGUCACCAAAACCCGCACUGUACAUGAAUCCCCAUUUCCCUUUGCAAGCUUACUCACUGCCUUUCUGGUUUUGCUUGUGGCCAUUUUCCUGACUUGCCUAAAGAUGAGCUAAAUAACAUGUCAUAUACACAGGGCCACCUGCCUCUGAAUCUCUGCAAAACACUAGCAAUGGUAGCUGAGUUUCCUGCUAUAUAGGGCCUGGUCUCCACAGGGAAGGCUGAACCACGCAGUCCAACCUAUCAGAACACUCGGACGAGGAAACAUCAGUUGAUUUUGUCCAAGAUAACAGAGCAAGUAAGUGGCUAAGUCGGGACACAGGUCUCUCUAGCAGACAACCAGGGCUCUUGACUCCACCACUGAAGCCUGGUUUCUAAUGUUGAAAUGGCUGCAAAAGUCUUAGAGUGGUAUCACAAAAGUGACACAGCAAGGACAUUAGUCCAUGAAAGUACCUGUAUGUCUCUCUCCCUUUCUCCACCAAUGAGGGUGUGCGGUUGGAAUUUGGCGGGUCUAUCCCUUCAUGUACAUUGCUAUGUUUCUGAGUGUCCACAUGAAUCUUUCCCCCCAUUUAUCACCCCUUCUUCUUCUCUGACCACAUCCAUGCUGGACCUAUCCUAUGUCCAUAGAAAAAACAAACUCAAUAGAAAGAAAGGCUUCUCAUGCCUACUUUUGAAAUCAUUCCAUAAAUCAUACUGGAAAACACACAGUAUUGCUUUUUCCCAUUCAUAAAAAUAAUUAGUCAAGUCCCAGAAAUUUAGCAAAAGAGGAAACUAGUCAAACACAUUGGCUUUUUGCACCCAUUUUUCAAAUCCGGGCUUCUAAAAUAUUUCAUCUCCCAGAGUAAUUUGACAUUUUCAGAAAUCCUUUUUGGUGUAUACAGAUAAUGCCCUUUGCCAGGCCGGUCUUAAGUAACAAUGCCUGUCUACAUUUCAACGCUCUGGAUCUUGCAACAUUCCCUACUGCAGGGGUCGUGGCCAAUGCUUAGAGAACUGACCCCAGUGACAAAGGUCUGCCGCGUAGCAGCUGUGUGACCUUGAGCAAGUCAUUUACUUUUCCUAAGCUUUAGUCUUUCUUGCUGCAAGAUACAAACUCUAGUACAUCCUACUUCAUAAGGGUAUUCUAAGGAUUCAAUGGCGGGAUCUACGUAAAAUGCCUAACACAAGUCCUGGUGUUUGCUGACAGCUAUCAUUACCAUAUCUGCUUAAGCAGGAUGUGUUUUCAUGCUUCCUCAUUUUUCUCUGAGCCAUAGAGCCAGCUCCUAACAGUCCCAGUGGUACAUGUCAUGGGCUUCUCAAAUGCAGCAUGCACAAAAUUAAACUCAUUAUCAUCCCCAACAGCGCCCCCUACUCACUCCCUGAUAGCAUCCUCUCCAGAAUGUAACACGUGCUAGCAUCAAGUGACACGCUUAUUGGCUCAGUGGGUUGAACACCAGCCUGCAAACCAAAGGGUCGCAGGUUCAAUUCCCAGUCAGGGCACAUUCGUGGGUUGAAUCAGGUCCCCAGUAGGGAGUGCAUGAAAGGCAACCAUACAUUGACGUUUCUCUCCAUUUCUUUCUCCUUCCCUUCCCCUCUCUCUCUGAAAAUGAGUAAAUAAUAAUGAAAUAAAAGGGAAAAGACAAUAGAAUGAAAGCUGACUCUUGAAGGCCAUUCGGCAUGAUGUUACUACAUAUUUAUUGAAUAAAAUCAGGUGCCUAACUAACAGUCUCUUAUGAGAAUCAAAAGGAAAAGAAUGAGUGUAAUGACAGACGUAGCUGUCACCAGAAGCCAGUGUUUCCCAACCACUGCCAAGCGCAGCGAUGCUUCUCUUAAAAAGCAAGGGAAUGUGGCGCUUAUAGAAUAAGACAAUGAAAGUGGGACCCUGGGGUCCUAACAUCGUACAAACUCCCCCAGCGACGUGAAAGCCAAGUUUGAGAGUCAUUUCCGAGCACGAAGCAAAGGCAGCCCAGCCUGGUGGCUCAGAUGGGGCUGAGUUCCAGCCGUGGCCCUGACAUUUAUUGGCAUGCGGGCACAUCGAGAGCCCCAGGUCCAUUUGUCCACCUGUAAGAGGAAGGGGUCACAGUGCCUCCUUCCCAGGGUUGCUUCAGGAUGCAAUCAGCUAGGACCACGGAGUGCCUGGCACAGACCUGGAACAGAGAGAGCGCCUGGUGAACGUUAGCUUGGGAGUUAGUAUAAAGGGAUGCCAUUUUUUCUCUUAGAGAAAAAAAAUGUAAAGAAUAAAUAAAUUACUGGUACCAAAUUAAAUAGAACUACCUACUCCCAUUUCCAAUCGUUUAAGUCAUUUGUGGGAGAAAAGCAGCUAUAACAUAAUGCAAAGUACUGUGGAACCGAAGCCAUAAAACCUAACUCGAAAUUCCAUCUCUGGCACUUAGCAGUUGUGCGGCCUUAGAAAAUCACUGCACCUUCCUAAGCGCCCACGGGCUUACCUGUAAGACGGAGGUUAAUAGCACCUGCCUCCAGGAGGGCUGCCACCAACCUGACAGGAGAGAAAGGAUGCCCAUGAAAGCACCUGAUGAAGAUAUUUCGUAAAAGGUAGCUUACUGCUACACUCUAACUUGAACUCGUUUAUUGACUAGACCAACAACACCAUGUACUACCCACAAAGCAACUGCAGCAUGAUGUUGGGGAGAGAGGGCGGAGGGGAGAAAGCACGAACACCAGGGAAGGUAAAAGCCCAGGAUCUUGCAUCAAAGUGCUUGAUUUAAAUCCCAGCUGUCCUAGGCACCGACAGGUGUGAUUUUACCAAAAUCACAUAAUCCCUCCAAAUCCCAGCUUCCUCCUUGUAUAAACUAUGAGUGAAAAUAAUACAGACCUCUAAGGGUUAUUGAGAGAAGAAUCCAGGAAAUCCCUCUAUAAAUGUUACUAAAAGCAUGAAAUGUCCUUGGAAUCUGUUAAGGUUUCCCUCUCUUCGGCUUAUUUUGAUAGUAAACAGACACAACAGUGCAGCGAUGGCCAGAGGGAAGGGGG